GAAAGUAGAAGCAGUGACAUGAGUUUACCUCGAUUUCACCGCUGGGAUUGUAAAACCAGAAUGGACGGACGUGUGAUUCAUUUGUGGCUUGUGGGGUUUUUGUCAUCUUCUUGUGGAGCUUCUUCCGUUUCAGAUAGUCUGGUGGUUUCGGUCGGGCCUCCUGUCUCGGUGCACCGCAGCCUCACAACCACACUACCGUGCUGGAUCAAUCCACCGCAAAGUGCCGAGGAUCUGGAGGUACGCUGGUUUCGUGACAGCGACUUUGACAACCCCAUCAUGCUUUAUAAGGAGAAAAAGGUCAGUGUAACCCAGGCGUCGUACGCUGGCCGAGUCUCAUUUGGCCCAAAGGAGACAAAAUCUGACGGGUUGAAGUCGGGUGAUGUAAGCCUGAAGCUGGAAAAUGCUGUGAUUGAAGACGCAGGAGAUUACACCUGUUAUGUCAGCAGCUACAAGGGUUAUGACAGCGCAACUAUUGCUCUCCUUGUAACAGAAAUUGGAGCCCCUCCUCUGUUGUCGACUGUGUGGACAGAAGAUAACAGGGUGAAGGUGAGCUGUGAAUCUGAAGGAUGGUAUCCGAAACCAAAGCUGCGUUGGUCGGACCAGACGAAAGAUCUGACCCCUGGAACUGUGCUCUACGGCAACGAUUCUUCUGGUCUUGUCUCGGUCUCCAGUUGGGUGCUUGUCAAAAGCUCCUCAGAGGUCUCCUGCUCUAUCAAUGUUCCCAACAACGCAGCAAAGGAGGCUAGAAUGCACGUGGAAGGUCCUUCUGCUCAGAAGGAGUCUGGAUCCGCUGGAACGGCUGGAUGGGUGGCCUUCGCUUUGCUCCUCGUAUGCGUGGUAUUAGCUGGACUUGCUGCUGUGUACAUCAGAAUGAAAGGGAAGAAAACCAAAUCAGGCACAGGCCAUGGUGACGAGGAUGACCCCCUUUUGUCAAAAGAAAUUCCUGUUCUAUCAGAACUUCGGGAACAAUAUUAUGUAAAUAUUAAGCUUGAGGACACAAACAACAAAUUCCUCACGUUGGCAAAAAAUAAACUGCGAGAUGCCAAUUGUGCUAGCUUUCCUGAUGGCGAAAGUGUGACCUGUCUCACUGCUGUCAAAGGAACACCUGGGUUCUCCAGUGGACGACACUACUGGGAGGUUUCUUUGGGUAAUCCAGACCUUGGCCUGAAACGGUCCUGGUGGGUCGGAGUUACAAGUGCACCUGAAAUUUCUCAGAAAUUCGACCUUCCAAACACUAACGGCUUCUGGUUCCUGUUUUCUUCCCCCGACAGAGCAGACAGACUUCAGUUUAGCACUGAACCAAAGGUUUUAAUUGGUUGUCCAAGACCGCAGACAGUUGGUGUGUUUUUGGAUUAUGAUGAUGGAGAGCUCUCCUUUUAUAAUGUAGAGGAUGCAACUCUAAUUGGAUCUUUAAAAGCCACAUUUAGAGGUGAAGUAUUUCCACUUUUCAAUCCUGGGAAAGGUGAUAAAUCGCCUAUGGAGAUUUUACACAAGGUAGAAGAGAAAAAGUCUGAUGAUGAGAGGAAUUGUGUAGUUUCAGUUGAACAAGAGACCUAACCAGAAUUCAGGAAAUACUGUAUGUUGUUGCAGCAUAUCAUAUUUGUUCAGGCUUUUCUUAUUUGCUAUUUGAGACCCAAAACCAAGUUCUAUAAAAUAUUAUGGCUGAACUUUGAGAAUUUCUGAAUGGUCUGACCUGGGAAUUUUUCUAAUUUCACCCCUUUACCUGUGAAACCAUUUUGAGGGUUGAAUAUCACCUAAAAUGUAGCUCUUUGAACCAUGACAUUGGUGAGGACAAUUAAAUUUCAGUUCAAUUUUAUUUACAAUUCAGAUUGUUUCAAGACCCUUUACAGAACCCAUAAGCCUGCAUACAGCCUUUGACCAAAUUGAAGCCCUCAUCAGUGGAUCAGUAGAAUUUGAUGUGUGGCAGGUAUACCAAGACAAGGUUCAAGGUUUUUUUUGUUGCUAUUUUUACAUGCCAAAAUAGUGUUGUGGACUUAUUGGUAGGGCCUCAAAAACUGGUGUAUAUGAUGUUCUAUAUGUGGAAAAUUGCAAGCUGCUCCAAAAUAUCAAAAAACUAGAACCUUGUGUUGCCACACAACAAAUUCUACUGAUGUUGGAGGCCUCAAAAGUUGAUGAAAUGUUGGUUCAAGAUUGUAUUUUUGGUUGGAAUUUUGUACACAUCCAUCUAUAUACAUUUGCAGGAACUUUCUGCAGCCCAGUUACCACUGGUGUUUUUGCACUAUUCUCCAUUGUCAAGCACCAGUAUAUAAAUAUUUGACCUCUGCUGGAACUGUUCAAUCAUUUGGAUCUGCUAGAAAACAUUAGUCUGUGUCCUCAGAUGUCAGGGCUGUGGUAGGUCUAUUACUGGAGAUACUGGAUCUUUAUAAUGGCUUUGCAGGUAAGACAUUUCUUGAGAGUGGAAAUACAAAGAAUUCCCAGGUCUCACAAAAAGUAAACAGAAGUCUCAGGCAAAGUGCUUCACAGAACUUAGCUGUGAGUCCCAAAUAACAAACGAGAAAACCACUGAGAGCGCAGUACUCCAACGAGGCUGCUUAGUCGUAUCAUUUCCAACAGCUAAAAUCUUGAAAAAAAAAUUUCUUGCAGAAAUCAUGGCCAUAUAGAUUAUGGCCAUUUAAUACGAUGUACCCACAAACAAAAUGACCUUGCGCUGAGCACAGGCAUGUGUUAUGCAUGUGUACAUUAUGUACGGAUACCAAAUCAUGUGACCUAAAUAUGUAGCGGGCGGUGGGAAUUGAUGGUACUCAGAAACGCCCCCACAAUUUAAUCAAUUGUUCCUUGUAUCAUUUCCCGAUAAGUCCGCAGCGGUCGAUUUGUAGUAGGAUCGCAAGCAUGUGAAUUUCAACAGGCAGCUGACGUAACGUUCCCUUGUCGUAGUUACAGUGAUGCCUUGCCGCUAUCUGGGAAGGAUACAGAAAUAUUCAACAAAUUUGUGGAUCCAGAGUAUAAGCUGCAUCACUUCCAACAUCUAAUUACUUGGUGCUUGUGUCAUUUCUAAGCUUCCCUGAAAAUUUGAUCCAAAUCCAAUUUUGAGUAAUGCUGCUAAGAGACAGACAAACGUAUGCCGAUCAUCGCAUAACUCUGGCCGUUUCUUGGCGGAGUAAUAAGGAAACGCUGAAAAAAAAAAAAAUCUGACAUGGUGGAGCAACACCGUUAUCUGAACUGACACCAACUGACUCUACACCUAUUUAAAGGAGCUGGUUGAAUACUUUUUAAUACUUCAGCAUUAUCCUGUGCUGAAGAGAAAUCAGGAAAGUGAGUAUUCUGAACUUAUUGAUAUUUCUGUAGACAUUUUUCAGCGGCAAACUGUACAGACUUAAGUAAUGAAGGAUGUUUUCUAAAGGGAUUGUAUGAGUGGCAUACUUAUCAGCAGCUUUAUUACCCGAGGUACAAUGGGAACAAAAAAAGGCAUUUGACUGACAAAAAGUGAAAAAGUCUAAAAUGACUUCAAAAUGAAUGUGACACGUUUGAAAUAGCUGAACAAGACGUCACCGAUGGAGAAUGAAGGAUUUUGUAGUAAAGAAUCAAAAGGGAUUCAGCUUAACUGCAAAAGAACUCAUUAACCUCAAGUACCAUAAUAUUCUAGACCUGAGCUCCUUCAGGUGUCCAGGAGUAUAAGAUAUAAAGUGGUCAGAAGAAGGCCGAACCACGACCACAACUAAGAUUCACAACUUUAAGAGCCAAAACACAUAUGAAAAUAAACUUUUACAAGCUUUAUGGACAGAAUGACACUCCAUCACAUGUAUCUAAUUAAUCUACUGCUUGGCUCAAAGGCCUCAAAGAUGACUGAAUAAUGAUGCUGGCAGUAAUGGAAGAUGAUAUAUCUCUAAGCAGCAUUGUAUGAGACUCUUUUUACUGCGUCAGUAAAAGUAAAGAUACCAAGAAACUGACACACCACAGAUGCCAGUUAUUGAACAGGAGAUUGGCUCUAAUGGUGUGACAUUUACAAUACAUUUUAUAAUAAAAAUGGGAGGGACAAAACUUACUUUCCCUUCGUGAAACAUUGAAAUUUGAGGCACAGUUAAAUUUUCAAUGAUCUGAAAGCAUAGUAUUUGUUAAUUCUGAUGUAAUUGUUUCAUAAUUGUGAAUACUAUCUACAAACUAGCUACCAAGCCAAGACCUGGCCUUUUUUUACUUUUAAAUUAUCGUAAAUAUUUGUGUGUAAUGUGUAUAUGUAAUUCAUGUUAAAAAUCAAAGUCGUAUUAGCUCAAGUGACACACCGGACUGACAAAAUUAUUCGUUUUAUCCGUUUAGCAGCAUGUGGCAUUUUUAAGUAAAUAUAGGUAGUAUUUUGUUAAAUACAGUAUGCUUAUUCACUUUGAUGCUUCCUGUGUGGUAAAUAUGUAACUGCAGCCAGCAACCUGUGAGCUUAGCACAAAAACGGGAAGCAGGGGAAAACAACUGACAUUGGUCUGGAUGAAUUUUAAGCUGCCUAACAGAUGUUUCAACACUUUUUGUGGGAUUUAACAAGCAACCUACAUACACUACCUGGAGACCUGAAACCUACCCGUUUGAUCUUUUUUACUGUCUUUAAGCUAAGCUAACCAGCUGCUGGCUGUAGCGACCAACAGGUAACUUUUCCAAAUCCAUUGCUUUAAGUGUUUCUUAGUUGGUAAUCUUGAGGUAAAAUGCAAACCAUGAGUGAUGUCCUGAUCAAGUAUCAAUCUGAUACCAUUUUUCUAGACAAUACACACUUCAAUCCAGUGUAGAUGUUUGACAACUGAAUGGCAUCCAUGCUGUCCCUUAAUGUUGUGUAGGUAGUCAGGAACUGUGGCUCCACAAGCUCAAACAUGGUGAAAACCUGUAUUCUCUACAUGUAUGUCAGAAAAUGUAUUGCAGAUUAGCUGUACUACCUGGUUAUUCCACCAGAUAUAACUUUAUACUGUUUAUUUCUGUAGAGACCAGAGGAACUGGCCAUUCGGAGUUUGUGCCAGCAAGCAGAGCGUGUUGUGUUUUUUUUUUUUUUUUGGUAGCAAGAGGUACCAUGACAAAGACUUUUGGGACAGUUAAUGACCUCCAGGCAGAGCUCAUGUGUUUAAGACAAUCUGAAAUCAAUUGUGACAGAGUUUUUAUAUCUUAGUGAUGUAUGUAACAGGGCUUCCUUGCGCCUCCAAUUAUGCAACCAUUGACCUGAACGGCAAAAUUACCAUAAAAGGAAUGUGCACUGUCAAGUACCUUUGAUUAAUGGUACUGCUGAUUACUGAAUUGUGAUCAGUCCAGAUCACAAACUCUAAGAUAGAUCAGGACAUCUCUACACACCAUAUAAUGUUAUGCUUCUGGUUUGUUGUGACAUGCCUCUUAGUCAGCGUUGUUUGGAGUUCAUAUGACCACAUUGCGAUAUCACUGAGAUCUUUGAGACUUAAAUAGCAUUGCUGUGUCUACAAUUCAGUCAUUUUGUUUUAUAUAGAAAGUGCUAUCCAGUAUUGUAAUUUUUACUGACUUUCCUUAUAGAUGUGAAGCUAUUAAAUGCUGUUAUGUACUAAUUUGCCAUAAUCUGUCAUUAAGAUACUAAUUAAACCAUGUAUAAUGCACAA
Molecule: messenger RNA, 5552 nt
Organism: Acanthochromis polyacanthus (spiny chromis)
Lineage: Eukaryota; Metazoa; Chordata; Actinopteri; Pomacentridae
Product: butyrophilin subfamily 2 member A2-like
Exons: 9
Coding region: 19-1557 (512 amino acids)
Molecular function (GO): protein binding
Source: RefSeq, a predicted model, not a curated record